UCGCAAUUUUUUUGGUUGCUGUUGUUUUCAUUUGCAUUAUCUUAUUACCCGACAGAGCGAAUGAUGUUUGAAGGGAGGGAACUAGUGUCCCCUGAGGCGCACACUGUGUUUGGCACAGCGGAUGCGCGCAGCAAAUGGUCAGAUCAUAGUUUGCUUUUAGAGAUAAACAUGCUCCAGGGACCACUUUUCCCUCUGCCGUAAGACUUGAUUAGAUUCUGCUUAGUCCUGUUUUAAAUCCUUGUUCGGGGGGAAGCCAUAAACACAGGAGGACACGCGCUCUUGGAGAGUGCGCGAGUUUGCUGCGCAAGUUUGGAGAGCAGGCGCCGGCUGGAGAGCGCCCGGUGCGCGCGUUAAAUCCCAAACAACGCCGGGACGAUCACUGAAGAGGCUCUGAAGAUGAACGACACGGACACAUUCUGCUCAAACAACCAAACCCAGAACUCGACUGACCCGUCAUGUCUGAACCCAGCCCCGUCGCCUUACAGCCACAUCGACAUCACCACUUUCAUGCACAUUUUCCCAUCCAUCUAUGGCAUCCUGUGCUCGGUCGGAGUCAUAGCCAACGGACUGGUCAUCUACGCGGUGAAGGCGUGCAAGAAGAAAAUGGUCUCGGACAUCUACGUGUUGAACUUGGCGAUUGCCGACAUGCUGUUCCUGCUUGUGAUGCCCUUCAACAUUCACCAGCUGGUCAGAGACAGACAGUGGGUGUUCGGAAACUUUAUGUGCAAGGCUGUGGUGGUGGUGGACGUCAGCAACCAGUUCACCACGGUGGGGAUUGUAACUGUGUUGUGCAUUGACCGGUACAUAGCUAUUGUCCACCCCACCUCAGAGAGGAGGACCAUCCAGUGGACCAUCAUCAUCAACAUGCUGGUGUGGCUGGGCAGCUUCCUCCUCACUGUCCCGGUCAUGCUGUACGCCAAGGUCGUACGCAGGCAGCACUUGGAGGUGUGCAUGAUGUAUCUGGACGGGCCCGAGGACAUGUACUGGUACACGCUCUACCAGUCCAUCCUGGGCUUCAUCAUCCCUCUCAUCAUCAUCAGCACCUUCUACUCGCUCACCCUCUACCACGUCUUCAGCUCCAUCCGUCGCGUCAAGCGCAAGCAGUCCGUUUGGGCCAAACGGGCCACCAAGAUGGUCCUGAUGGUCAUCGCCCUCUUCCUGGUAUGCUGGUCGCCCUACCACGUCAUCCAGGUGAUCAACCUGACCAACAACACCCCCACCCUUGCCUUCGUCUACGCCUACAACAUCAGCAUCUGCCUCAGCUACUCCCACAGCUGCAUCAACCCGCUCAUGUUGCUCAUCUUCGCCCAGAAUUACCGCGAGCGUCUUUGCUCCAGGAACGCACUGCACAGCUCCCAGCACUCAUCCAAGAUCACCGUGGUCAAAACGGAUGGUUCCAGUACCACCAAUGAUCCCAACUACCGCUGCACUGUCAUCUAACAAGACAGAUGUGGUUUUGUAUAUACACGUAAAAAUGAUGCUGCUGGCCAAAGACGAAGCACGAUGAACGGCGUUGACUGUGAGGUAGCGUCCUCCAGCUUUUUUUUUUUCUAAAAAAUAAGUCGGAUAUUGAUGUCAUACGAAACACUUGGUUUCGAGUUUUGAGCGGCACCAUUUACCGUGACUGAAAAAUAUGUAAAAAUACAGGUGAUGUCAAAGGUUUCAACAUAUAUGGUGCAAUACUCACUCACUUACAAUCACAUACUUUAUAAUCACCUCCCCCACCUCCCACUGCCGAUGAAGACAUGCCGAUGUCCACAUGCAAACUCUCUGCCAUGCCCUGCUUCUCCCCUUAAAUCUGAUUUAUCAAUGUAUGACGGACCUGGUUCACAGAACUACCCUUGUCCUAGACCUACACUCGUUACAAAAAUGAUGGUAAUGUGUUUGUCCACUCUGUCCCUCCAUCCCUUGUUAUUUGUUAUCAUUUUGGGUUGGUUAUUUUUUAUCAUUAUUAUUCUGAUCAACGAUGAGAUGACAAACAAUUGACGUACAGGUUAAUUACUGACUCUAAAUGACCUGUCGGUGUAAAUUUGAGAGCGAAUGGUCGAUUGUCUUGAUGUGUCAGCUCUGUGGUGGACUGGAAAGCUGUCCAGGGUCUAAACAAGCCUCUCGCUCAAUGUCAGCUGCUCAUGACCCCUUAAAGGUUGGCGGUGACAGAUAUGUAUAUAUAAUGUGAUGGAUAAUUUAUAUUUUUCUUUGUCUUAGCCAAUGUAAGUACUGUAUCUCAUAAAGGUUUUGACACAUGACAUAUGCUGUAAAUGAUAAUGGAUCUGAACUUUUAGCACACGUUUGUUGCAAAUGUCUUAUUUCAACAGAGAUACUGGUUGAAUACUGUUACAUUGCAACCUAGUCUCAUCACUAUGGUUAAAAAUAACACAACUUAACACUUUUAAAUUGUGUGCAGUACAACGACCAGCAUCGACACUGAGCCCAGUGUUGUCUGCAGGUCAUAUGUUAGUCCCUCUGAUUAACUUCUUUGGAGAGAACAUCCUCAGUGAGGUGACAUUUGUCAUCACGGCUACAAAAAUAAACACAAAAUGGUCACAGUUUGGCUACAACUUGUUUAGUUACGUAAGAGAGAUUACAUUAAUUUAAAUAUGUUACGUAUGUUAAGUUAUGAAUUUAAGUUAAAACAAGACUCAUCCAUCGACCCCGACCCAACACUUUUUACGCAUGUCAUUUGGACCUAUUGGUUUUGAAACAAGAUUUUGUGGGAGGGAUCACCUGCAUGCAAACCUGGACUUAUGUCUUUUAUUUGCACACGGAUUCAAGCGACUGCAACUGGGUUGUAUUUUGCUAUUUCUAGCCUUGGCAGAAGAACACAUUUCUGUUUGUUUAAGACUAAUCUCUGCAAAAAGGAGCAUAAAUCACCACCGACUAAUCUACACUCAGUGUUUCAACAAAAUAAAGAAAAUCAGGAAUCUUGCAGACUGUCAGGCCUGUGGGGAGGCAGCUGAUCCCAGCGGAUGGAUUACAGUCUUAUGGAUUUGUUUAUUUAUCCAACUCCUUAAGCCUCCCGAGCUACAGUUGGAAGCUUUUCAGUUUAAGCUGCACACCUUGCACAUCUCUUAUCAGGUAGGGGUCAACUAAAAGAAAGACACCUACAGAGUGACAGACUGAGAUUUAGUGACGUUGAUACUAAACAGUAUAUUGAUAUUAUGUAUUGAUUUAGAUACAGUGUUGGUUGUCUGAGUUUGCAGAAUACUGUGGUGGUGUUUUCCUCCUAAUUUAAAAUGUCCUUCAGAUUGUGACUGGUGUUUUUUUUUUCUUUCUUUCUUUCCAUUUUCAGUGCAAGUCAAUCUGUAUUCACUCAAACUUCUCAGGAGCUAUAUUUAAGUCUGGGCUUUGAAGUGUAUCAUUUUUGACAAGGAGCUUUUUUCUUAAUGCAGUGAGAGAUAAAGUGAUAUUACGGAGACGACAAAGACAGCGUGAAGGACAGCUAAUGCAGGUAAUGCACAGCAUCAUGUCAUUUGCCUGAUUGUACAUUUACAUAAUGAACAGAGAGACGCAAUGUACAGGAAUAUAAUAUUUGCAUUAUCUUUUGACGUCAGUGUCAUUAAGUAUGUAAACAAUGACACUGGAGUAUUAAAUGUGAUGUAUUGUGUGCCAAGUACACACAACACUUUGUGCAGAGGUGCAUCACACUUUCAUAUAUGAUGUGAUUUGUGCAAAUUUUGUAGGCAUUGUUUUACUGGUGAAUGCUGGGCUAGGUGGGGAACUCGGCACCGGGGUCAUAGUCUCACUCUGUGGAAAUUCGUUAAUUGUACUUUUUUAACAAUGUUUUCCUUUGUAAUUUUCACCAGUAAUGCUUUAUCAUGGAUCCCACUGGUUUUCUUGCAAGACUGGGCCUAACCUGCCUCCGAUUUGCUUGCAUUUGUGGUUUUCAUAUGAAAGCCUUGAUACCUUUGCGGUCCUCGUAUUCUGUGGUUAAUACAGCCAACAAGUUUGUUUUUUCUAUGAGAGAAGGUUUGAAAAGCAACAUAGAUCAACUGUUAGGUAACUUCUUCUGUCAAAAAAAAAAAAUUGUGACAGAUUUUUUUUUUUAAUGGCCUUGCUGGACAAUCAGAGGGAGGGAGGGGAUUUUACUGUUCAAGCACACUACAAAUGACACACGAACUAUCUAUUUAGCGUGCUACUUCCUAACUGUUUGUUCAGCUGUUGUCUGGUGUUAAUGGGUUUUGUUGGUCUCAUUUCUUUGUGAAUCACACAGCCAGCGGUUGAGCGGAGUGGUGGAGCGGAUUGUGAGCUAUUGUUUCUUCAGUAAACAUCCCAACUUACUUGGCUGUGAAAAGUAGGCUUAAGAGGUUGGUUUGUUUACUGGAGAAACAGCAGCUCAUACACUGCUGUGGCAGAUGCCAUACCAGGCAAAUACUUACUUCUCUCAAACCAGAUAAACCCAGAUAAUCCCUGAUAACAUCAGUCUGACAUCAUCUGGGUGAUUUUCUCUUGACUCCAAAGCUCCUAUUGAGGCACAGAGGACUUAUAUAUAUAUGUAAGUCUAUAUAUACACAACUGUAUACACUCUGUAUAGUACUAAUAGUACAAUCACAAGCUCUCGUGUGGACAGGGACUGGACUCACUUUUAAGUGUUUGGUGUUGUUGAGUAGUUGUCACUCUCUUUUGAUGUUGAAGUGAUGAUUACUGUGUUCACUGGCCAAUGAAAUCUUUUAAAGAUGAUGUGGUUGCUGUAGUCUAUGAUCAAGUCACACACCAUAACUUGUAAUUAUAAAUGUAUGAUUUAUUAUUGUGUGUUUAAAUGAAUGUGCAUAAAGAGUCAGGCAGACACAGGGUGGUAUUCUUGUAUACUUACAGUUGUUUCCCAAAUGUCUUCAGUGGAGAAACUGCAGCCUGUUCUUUGAUCAUUAGUAAUUUAAGUUUUAUCACACAAACAGUUGCCCAGAGACCAUUUUCAUUUUUAUUUAAUUCACCAGUGCCCAUGUUUCUAUUUUUAACUACAAUAAAAAAUAAGUG
This is a messenger RNA of Acanthopagrus latus (yellowfin seabream), 4971 nucleotides long. RefSeq names its product melanin-concentrating hormone receptor 2 (gene mchr2b). The transcript is spliced from 2 exons. Lineage: Eukaryota; Metazoa; Chordata; Actinopteri; Spariformes; Sparidae. The coding region runs from base 397 to 1440 and encodes 347 amino acids. The record is from RefSeq and is a predicted model, not a curated record. Gene Ontology annotation, biological process: neuropeptide signaling pathway. Gene Ontology annotation, molecular function: G protein-coupled receptor activity; neuropeptide binding. Gene Ontology annotation, cellular component: neuron projection; membrane.